AUGUAUUAUUCCCUAGCGCGCUCCCCCUUGCGUCUGCCGGGGUCGGCGGAUAUAAUAUGUUUUAUUUUUCUUAGUUUAUUUUAUCCUUCCAACCCGUUGAUCAAUUGCCAGGCCAAGCCCAGCCAGAUCAAGCCGGGUUUCUACCGAAAGUCCUAUCAGGAAGAACCGACUGUCACAUCAAGAGCCGUUCGGACCUGCUCCAUCUCGGAGGAACUCAAAGAGAAGAUGGAGAUUAUCGGUCGGAAAAACAAAGACGAACUGGAGCCAGUGGAGGAAGGCGGCUUCGAGGAAAUCUCGAACCAGUCCCACAGGAGGCACAGUGUUACCGAAUGGUCUGAAGAAAGCAAUGCAGAGGCUGUCUCAAAGACCACAAGUGAAUGGUAUUUUGAUGGCAAGCGACGGCCGAGCAAUCGGUCAUCGGCAACACUCACGUACUCCAUGAGUAUGGAGCCAGAGUGA
Cladocopium goreaui is the source of this 459-nucleotide messenger RNA. Lineage: Eukaryota; Dinophyceae; Suessiales; Symbiodiniaceae. The record is from the annotation of a GenBank genome assembly.